Molecule: messenger RNA, 6181 nt
Organism: Pocillopora meandrina
Lineage: Eukaryota; Metazoa; Cnidaria; Anthozoa; Scleractinia; Pocilloporidae
Source: the annotation of a GenBank genome assembly
AUGCGAAGGUAUCUUCUUGAGCCACGUCAAGAAGAUCUACGCACCAUAGAAAAACAAUUAAAAGAUUUUAUAGUGAGUAUUAAAAAGGGAAAAGACGAUGAUGAUUUUGUCAUUUCUGGAAACAGAGAGGGUUUGUCACGUGUAAGAAAGAAGAUCGACGCUCUGAUAGAUUCCACUGAGUUGAAAACCUUUAAGGUGAAACAGCCAGGCCUUCGAAAAUACUUUGACAGUGGAAAAGGAGAUCAGCUGGUAAAAUCGGUAGAAAAAGAUCAAGACUGUGCCAUAAAAGUCCAGAAAAAAUUUGGUCGAGGAGGAAGGGACGAGGUGUUGCGCGUCGAAUCCGAAUCCGACGCUUCUACUUCUUCAGGCGACAGUGACGAUGAUGCUGAGGAUGACCACGCUAUCACUACUGCAACUGACUCGUCUACCCUGGUAAGAGCCCAAAGGCACAGAGUGUCGUGGAAACCUGGAAACAUAGAGAAAGAGAAGGUAGGAUUGACACUGUUUUAUUCACACUAGGAGAAUAUCUUAUGAAAAUACCUUAGAGGAUCUUGUCGGCAUAUUUAUGGAUUUUAGUUUUUCACUUAGCUCUCAUCUACUUGUAGAGUGUGGUUACAUUAUUUAACGUCUCUUUUAUUGAGAGCACCAAGUCUGAUAACGACAACAGUCCACCAUGUUGAAGACGUUCAUGAAUCAUUAACAAUAAUCUUUUGGGUGUGUAUUUCAGGCUGACGUACUUGUCAGUUCUUUAGGAGCAUGCGAUAAAGCAAUCAUGAAUGCCGGUGGUCCUCAGGCCGCAACCCCCAACGUUGGUGACAUCACUGUCUCAGGUGGUUUUUCCUCGGUCGGUCACGUGAUUCACACGAACUGUUGUAAGUGGAACAACGGUGGAGGGGAGCCGGUAAGAAACAGUGAAUUGUACGUAGAUAAUUAAGUAUUAGCUCACUUUUGAAGGAAAGGACCUCUCGAAGAGUAUUUAUUGUUUAGAUUUGAUGAAAACCUAAACGAUAUCGGAUGUCGAACUGGCGAAGCCCAUCCAUUCUCUUGUAGGAUAAAGCGACUGAAGACUCUUUAGGCUCGAUUUAAUGUUAUUUUCAAUGUAGGUUAUAGUCAAACAUUCUUUCAUGUUUAUUAGGCCGAAGCAAUCUAAGGCGGAAAGCCUCACUCCUCACCGAAUUCUUCGAGAAUGACCAAUCGAAUAUAUAACGACAGGAUUAUUGCAUACAGUAACUUUCAAUUUCUAAUAUCAUACGAAAAUCCUAAUUAGAAAUUUUGUAGAAUUAGUGAGAGCAAAGAUCUUAGGAGGAAAAACAAAUGGAGAUGUGAAAUUAUUACCACUAAAAUAUAAUUAAUUAGGCCCAAUUCCAAAGGUAGUUUCCGUGAGGUUGUAAUCCAAACAUCCUCGAUCCUGAUCCCCAAAGGAAAUACUACUUGUGUGAACAUCCUAAAUGGCACCCUCUGAUUUUCCUCUCGAAAAUGUUAGUAAAAUUCAAGGCUUAGAUAACUUUGAUCCCUGGAGCCCAAAAAAUUGAUCGAAAGGGAUUCACCUUUUUUAACUUUUCACUUUAAGGAGACCCCGUCAGUUUUUUCUCCUCUCGUUAUCAAUGCAUUAUCAACCAGAAAGGUGACGGAUUAAAGGAAAAUAUGUCAACUAGGGGAUAUUGCAUUACUUAACGCCAAAUUGUGACUGCCAAAUUCAUAAGAAAUGUACAGGAGACAGUGUGGAGAAUUUCUAUUGAGAUCACAAAGCAAUGAAUGGAUUUAUUAAAUUACCUCUUGCCACCACAUCAUCCGUGCCACUAACAUUCAACAACUUCUAUUUCAUAUUUUGUAGACGCUGAGGACCAUCGUUCAAAAGUGCCUGCAAACAGGUGAAACGCUUCGAGCGAACUCCAUUGCAUUACCUGUCAUUGGGACUGGAAACCUACAAUUCCCACGCGAUACAGCCUCGAGAAUCAUGUUGGAAGAAACGGUCAAUUUCUGCCGAGCCAACCCCGCUUCUAAUUUAAGGGACAUCCGAUUUGUCGUGUUUAACCAAGAUCAAGCAUUAAUUUCCGCCUUCAAAAAUGAGAUGGACAAACAUAUUGGCCACCCUGCUAUCACGCCUUUAACUAGUGGAAUGCGUUCCUUCCUAGAAAAGAAGAAAACGAUGGGGACAUCGGGUGUUAGCAUUGAAGUCUUGAAGGGCGACGUGUACCAGGAAACUACAGACGCCAUUGUGAAUAUAAUAACUAAAGACCUGAACAUGGACAGUGCUGGAAAGUUGAGCCAGACAGUGAAACAGCUAGCCGGGCCGCAGGUAGAGACUGAGUUGAAUCAGCUCGGACAACAAUCGGGUGGAACCGCAUUGAUCACCAGCGGUGGAAAUCUACUUGCACAGAAAAUUAUUCACUUAAUUCCAGACAACAGCGGAAAAGACCACCUCCAGCAGUGUGUAGAAAGAUGUCUUUGGCUGGCAGAGACUCAUGGUCUUCGAUCCAUUUCGAUUCCCGCAGUUGGUACUGGUUCAUUGCAUGUUUCUGCAGUGGACUCAGCCAGUCUGAUAUUUAACGCCCUGAAAAACUUUAGUGGAAGCUUCCGUAGUGUCCGCAAGGUCAGAAUUGUAAUCUUCGAGUCUCCAAUGUUGUCGGUAUUUCAGCAAGAACAUCAGAGGUACUCGUUUUCUCCACAAGUAGGCGUGCCUCAGCACAUGACCUUAACCAGCCCUUUCGGUGUCGAAGUGAUAAAUGGCGAUUUGACUCAAGAGAACAGCACUGACGCUAUCAUGAAUAUCAUUAGCACGGAUAUGAACAUGAAUAACGCCGGAGACCUAAGCAAAGCCAUAGCAAGACAGAGUGGUCCACUGGUGCAACAAGAAUGCAACCAAUUGGGAAAGCAGCUUCCUGGAACAGCGAUAAUUACCAGCGGAGGUAAUUUACAAGUAGCUCAUAUUGUUCACAUAAUUCCAGGUUCCUCAGAUAAGCAGCAUCUCCAGCAAUGUUUGGAGGAGGGUCUUCGUGUAGCGGACGCCCAUAACUUUCAAGCGAUCUCAAUUCCGUGUGUUGGCACAGGAGGAUACGGCUUGACCGGAGCGGACUCAGCCCAGCUGACGUUCAAAGCACUAAAUGCAUUCAGUGCCCGCUGUAAAAAUAUUCAAAAAGUAAGAGUGGUUGUGUUCCAGGCCUCCAUGAUGCAGGAGUUUCUAGAAGAGCAGAAGAAACAACCAGUGCAAGACAUUGAAGGAGAAGGUGACUCAGAGAAUGCAGCAGCAAGGCAAACCAGAAGACGCGGGCGUAGGCAGGCACCAGGCCAAAGUAAUGAACAUUCUGUAAGAAUUUCUGUGAUUGGCAAAGACAAGGUGAGCAUAAGAAAAGCCGUCGAAUCCUUGAAGAAAGGUUUCUCUGACGCUUUUACAAUGGAAAAAGUGGAAACUGACGUCGCCAGUCAGCUUUUCGAUAAGCAGAAGGAUAUCUUGAGAAAAGAAGCUAAAGACCGUGACGUCAAACUUGAAAUUGAGGAUGACGUGGAUCGCAUUGUCGUUCGUGGUGGACCAACCGAAGUAGCUGAUGAAGGUUUGUUGCUAGACAUCUCUUUUGAAGAGGAUGUUUCGAUAAGGUUUAAGAAAAGACUGAGAGCUAUUUCAUGUCUCAGAGAACGUUUAAGGUAAUAAAUUUGUGAUACAGAUAGGGGAUAUUCAGAAAAGCUGUCCUAAAAUGUCUCUCCCAAGCUUUCCUGUUGAUCUUGUAUGUGUCUUACCUGAAAAAUAUACUUGGAUCUUGAAAUUUAACCUCAGUAGAUGGGCUUUCACUUCAACAUUCUAAUCUUUUGGUCCUUUCGGUAGGAAUUGCUCUACCAAAGCACUGGGCACCUAUGCCCGGGCAUGACUCUACUGUACAUAAAGUAGAAUUGCGGCCAGGCUCCCCUGAGUAUCAAGAUGUCGUACGUAAGUUUCAAGAAACAGCCGGUGCGUUUAAUAUUCAGAAGAUUGAACGCGUACAGAAUCCUCAUCUGUAUCAGUCUUACAUGGUAAGAAAAAAGAAAAUGGAUAAAGAUACGGGAGGAAAUAGUGAACGACAGCUGUUUCAUGGAACGGAUGCUAAAAAUAUCAACCAUAUCAACACACAUGGAUUCGACAGAAACUUCUGUGGGACUCGUGGUAAGUCACUGAAAUUUUAAAUAGAGGAAACGUUUUAUCAUCUCGUCACCGAGUGGGAUUAAGGAAAAAUUUCAAGUACUUAUGAGAAAUCGAACCUCAGGCUUUCAGAUUUCCUCGCUCCAACGCUCUACCAUCGAGCUACAGACUAUGAUGAGUAGAGUUUUCAAGUGGUUAAUAUGUGGCACGCCUUCUACAUACCGCUAGGAUCAUUAAUUUCGAAAGCUUCGUGUGAGAAAAAGGAGCAUUGAAGCAGUAUUUUCGAGCGAUUGGUCCUAAGUAGUUAACCCUUUACACCCUAACAUCAGUAUGUACAUUCUCCACUCCGUUCUUGAAACAUUUCCUAAGGUGCUGAAACAAAGAAUUUGUUUGCUAAUCGAAAGGUUCCUUCACAGGUGACCAUUUCCUUUAUUCUCAUGACCUUAAUGUGUGAUUUAGGCUUGUUAUUGUAGAGUUUAAAAGGUUAAAGCGUUUUUUUGGCUAAACUUUUAUUUGUCUACCUGUCCCACCAAGUCACUCUUUAGAGUCAAAUAUGGUAAUAAAAGCUGUAAUAAUAUAAGGAGAGUACAACUGCCUCUUUCAUAACAAAUAACUUCACCGCAUGUAUGAUUUUGUCGAUCCUUUUUUUUCAGGCACGGCCUAUGGACGUGGUGUUUAUUUCGCUAGAGACGCUCAAUACUCUGUUGCAUGCGCUGGGGGUGGUGGAGGGCGCCACAUGUACUUUGCCAAGGUCCUCGUGGGGCAGUAUUGUGUUGGAGAUCCUUCAAUGAUUGUGCCUCCACCGAAAAAUCCAUCGAAACCUGAAAUUCUUUACGAUUCCGUGGUUGAUAACCAAUCAAACCCCAGCAUCUUUGUUGUUUUCUUUGAUAAUCAGUGUUACCCUGAAUACCUUAUAACAUUUUGAAGACCACAUGGACCUUUUCCUCAGAUAACGGCAGAGUUGAAAUGCUUUAUAGUUCAACUUAGUUUAUUAGAUAUAUAAACUGCACGAAAUUGUUCUCCUUCACAGUGUAGGGAACAUCAUAUAAAUGUUGGUAAUAGUUUCUCGAUAGCAUUCUUUACCGUCUUUACUCAAAGCUCAUUCUUCAUCCUCUAAAUUGAAUGAUCAUGUCCCAGUGGUUAGAAAGUUAUUGUAAUGAUGCCAAACAAAGUAAAAUCCAGCUUAACGAGUCUUAUCACUAUAGUCCAGGUACCACCAAGAGGCUAGUGGUAACAGCAUCCAUAUCAAUACACAACGAUUUAACAGGUGCUUCUCUGGAGUUCAUGGUGGGUCUGUUGCUGAAGCCGUCUUUUGUUAGAUUGAUAGUUUUCGGCUUAAAAUUCCAUCCACUUACGUCUCGGAUACUUGGAUUAUUCUAACUAUGGUUUAAAUAGUCAAAUAGCUAUGGUUUCAUGGUUUAGAAUGCAUCUUUAUUUUCUCCAGGCGUGGUGUCUACUUUGCCAGAGGCGUUGCAUACCCAAUUUGUUACGCUUCGCGUGAUGUUUCUGCAAGACGCAAAAAAAAAAAUCGUGUCAUUGGCACUCAAAAACCAAGAUCUUUACUUUCAUACUGAGUUUAAAAAGAAAUGUCCUCGUUUCAGUUCGACAACAUUGAACAUAUAGAAGAAAUGUGAGGAACAUUCUGCGUUUCAAGGCAGACUCGAUAAAAUUGACCCCUUACUUAGGUUAGGUUAUAAUUACUGAUACACAGAUGAAACAUUUUCUAAAAUGGCUCUCAUAGGGGCCAUGACUUCAUACUUCCCAGAAUUAAAAUUUAACGUUUUAAACGAGGUUUUAUAUAUAUAUAAAAGUCUUUAGGGUUAUUUUUUAAUGUACUCCUUUUUCCCCCCUCUCGUUUGUUUGGGAUUCUAGUAACUAUUUGACUGGCUGUUAAUUUUCAGUAACGCGCACGUUGUCUCAUUCUUUAAUGAAGACUUUCACUUACUUUUAUGGUGUAGAAGAUUCACCAGGUAGGGAAUCUAUUUGAGAUAUUAAAAAAACUGGUUCGCGCUAAGAGGGUAGUCAAAAGCAUUGUGUGACUGCAACUGGUAUUAAAAUAAAGGAAUAGCG